Drosophila navojoa is the source of this 1187-nucleotide messenger RNA. RefSeq names its product farnesyl transferase alpha (gene Fnta). Lineage: Eukaryota; Metazoa; Arthropoda; Insecta; Diptera; Drosophilidae. The record is from RefSeq and is a predicted model, not a curated record. Gene Ontology annotation, molecular function: protein farnesyltransferase activity; CAAX-protein geranylgeranyltransferase activity. Gene Ontology annotation, biological process: protein geranylgeranylation; protein farnesylation. Gene Ontology annotation, cellular component: CAAX-protein geranylgeranyltransferase complex; cytoplasm; protein farnesyltransferase complex.
AGCACAGUGAACGGUACGUGAGUCAGCUGUUGCAUUUUUUGUAAAGCCAAAGUGCCUGUGAGAAUAUUUUCACGAAAGUUACCUAGUCGACUGCCAUUCCAUUGUGUUCCGCCCAAUUGUUCACUUGCUAUAGCGCUCUAUUAGCACAAAAAUGACAGAUAGUUCAGAUGAGGAAUAUCUGCACACCGAAUGGGUGCCUUACAGCGAAAGACCCGAAUGGUCCGAUGUGAAGCCGCUGCCACAGGACGAUGGACCCAAUCCAGUUGUUUCCAUUGCCUACUCACCCAAGUUUCGAGAGACAUUUGAUUAUAUGCGCGCCAUUAUUGCCAAAGGUGAAAAAUCGCAACGUGCCUUGGAGCUGACAACCGAAGCGUUGCGUCAAAAUCCAGCCAAUUAUACUGUGUGGCAAUAUAGACGAGACAUAUUGCGUGAGUUGAAAGCCAAUUUGCAGGAUGAGUUGGAAUAUCUGGAUGAGGUCAUUGGACAGAAUGCCAAAAACUACCAAGUGUGGCAUCACAGGCGGGUCAUUGUCGAGAUGAUGAAUUGCCCCAAGUGGGAGCUGGAGUUGACACAGAAUGCCUUAGACAAUGAUGGCAAUGCAAAGAAUUAUCAUGCUUGGCAGCAUCGCCAGUGGGCCAUACGUACAUUCAAUCUCUAUGACGACGAGCUGGACUUUGUCGACCGUUUGAUUUGCGAGGAUCCACGUAACAAUUCGGCCUGGAAUCAGCGGUUCUUCGUGCUCAAGCAUUUUGGAUUCACUCCAGAGGUUAUCAAACGGGAGGCCGAGUAUGCCAUGGAUCGCAUACGAGUCAUCAAGAAUAACGAAAGCCCAUGGAACUUUUUGGUUGGAGUCCUGCGACAAAGCAAGAGUGGAAAGCUAGAUAGCCUACCGGAAGUAGUGGAGUUUAGUGAGGGCUUGUACAAUGCUGGCAAUCGUUCGCCCUAUCUGCUAGCCUUCCUCAUCGAUCUCUAUCAGGAGCAGGCGCUGGAUUCAAAGCAGGAAGACAACAGCAUUGCCCAAAAGGUUUAUACGCUGUGCGACGACAUGGCCAGCAAACAUGAUGUUAUACGUCGUAAAUAUUGGCAGUACGUGGCGUCCCAUUUGAAGACGCAGCUGAGCAAGCAGACGGAAGGAAUUGAUUAGUUUUAUAUUCAUAUACAAAAUAUGUUUGCGUUUCUGCCCUUCA